Rotaria sordida is the source of this 3054-nucleotide messenger RNA. Lineage: Eukaryota; Metazoa; Rotifera; Eurotatoria; Philodinida; Philodinidae. The record is from the annotation of a GenBank genome assembly.
AUGGCACAAAAACAGACAAAUGGAGAUAAUAAAAAGCCAACAUUGGUUUCCAUAAACCGAACGGCAAUAGAUCCAAACGGAUGUAUUGGUUCAUUAUAUAAUGGCUAUAGAGAUGUUUUAUGUGAGAAAUUACCUUGGAGUAACGAAGAUAAAUUGACUAAAGUACACAAAAUCCCACAAUGUAUAAUGAAGAAAGGCAAAAAAGAUCAAAAUGAAAGUCUUCUUCAGAUAAUUAAUAUACCCGAAGGGUUACGAUUGAGUGUAUUGCUGCGUCCAACAGGAAAUAAUGGAAUUGCUGCAAUUAUUAACUAUCCUUACCCGAUAAACGAGUAUACCCGUUUUUUACUCUACUCUUGUGUAUAUGAAGAAGAACAAGUUUCCGAAAAACUAAGCAAAAAACAAAAAACGAUUAAAUCAGUCAUAUCUUUGGCUUCAGCUACUCACAUCAUUACUUGUAUUAGUUAUGGGAUUGACGUUGUUGUAGUUUUACAGCUGCCAUUUGAUAAAGCCCUUGUAACAGCAAUUGAUGAUGCACUUCAAAGAAUUUGUAUUCAUUUAAAUGAUGAACAAGAUGCUUUGAUACUCAAGUCAGAUGAUGAACAUAUUCUAGAACAAAUAACUAACACAAUGGUUUAUUCAAAUAUACCUUCUUUGAUGGAAUUAUCUACAGUGUAUGAUGUUUAUUUAUAUAUUGAUGAGAAUAAAAAUGAAAAUAUACAUCGUCCAAUAAUGUAUACUCUUCAACCUAUUAAAUGGCUGUUUCCUGACUAUAAUGAACCUAAUGCCUAUUUUAAUUUGAUUCCUCCAGAAUUCGAUAGAGAAGUUGAGCAAUAUUUAAUAUAUUUAUCUAAUGUACUUAAAAAUAUAAAAUACUCUCUUGAUUUCUCUGAUAACGGAUUAAUGUAUAAAUAUCUUGAAGAUCAGAUAUAUAAAAAACAAUGUCAAUGGUUAAUAUUAUCCAAAAUGCAUGAUCACAUCAUUGCUCGACUACGAAGAUUGAUUAUUGACUUGCGCAAAAAUCGAACUACUGUUUCAAAGAGAGAUCAAUUAUUUUAUCAUGUAGAUCAUGUAAACUUCGAAAAAUCUGCUCAGAUCUUACAAGAAAAUUUAAAUGAUUUCAAAAACAAAGAAAAAUUGAUUGUUGGCCUCAGAGAUCAACAUUUCGAAUAUUGUAAUGCAGCACAACUUAAUUUAACUAAGUAUAAUUAUGAAAAAACAUUGAAAUGUAAAUUAAAGAUGAAAGAUCGAAAUAAUAAAAUUCUUUGUACUACUGAUACAUUAAAUAAGAAAAAUGGAUCAAAAUUGAAUCUUCUACGUAAUCAAUUAGCUAAAGAAUGUGAGAUUAAUCAAAACUUAUAUAUAACAUACGCUGAUUUUUCGUAUUCCACUGUUGAACUCGAAGACAUAGAAAUAUUAACGACAAGUCAAACGAAUAAUAACAAAAAAAGCCAUCUGCAGAAAUCAUCUUCUACAGUGACGAAAAACAAAACUUCUACUUCACAACAAUCACUACCAUCUUCACCAAUAACCAAUGACAAUAUCAAUAUUCUUCUACUUGGUGAAACUGGUGUUGGUAAAUCAACAUUUAUUAAUGCAUUUGUUAAUUAUCUCAAAUUUAAAACAUUCGAACAAGCUCAAUCGAAUACACCUAUUGUACUCAUACCUGUUUCAUUUCUAAUGACAGUUGGUGAUGAUUUUCAAGAACGUUUAAUUAAAUUUGGAGAUUUUGAUAGUUCAAAUAAUGAAGAUUUUGAUCAUCCCGGUGAAUCAGUUACACAACAUUGUCGAAUGUAUGAAUUUCAUCUUAGUGAUAAUGAUGAAAAAAAAUUAUGUAUUAUUGAUACACCUGGUUUUGGUGAUACACGUGGUUUAGAUCAAGAUGAUCUUAAUAUGCAAGAUAUUUUAGAAUAUAUCAAUGAAUUGACUCAUCUGAAUGCUAUAUGUUUUCUUCUUAAACCAAAUGCAUCUAAACUUCAUACAUUUUUUCGUAUGUGUUUUAUUCAAUUAUUAGAUCUUCUUGGUCCAAAUGCUUAUCAAAAUAUUAUCUUUUGUUUUACUAAUGCUCGAUCAACUUUUUAUGGUCCAGGAGAUACAGCUCCUCUAAUUAAAACUAUGCUUAAAUCAUUUUCAAUAAAUAAUAUUCCAUUUAAAAAAGAUAAUACAUUUUGUUUUGAUAAUGAAUCAUUUCGUUAUUUAGUUGCUUUACAAAAUGGAAUUGAGUUCAAUAAUGAUGAAAAACAUGAUUAUUAUGAAAGUUGGUCAAUUUCAGUCAAAGAAUCAUAUCGUCUUAUUGAUUAUAUUCAUGAAAAUCUUAUUACAUAUCGUUCAAAUAAUGAAUGCAAAUCAAAUAAACAUGCUCAAGUUGAAAUUUCUCAUAUGAUUCGUCCAAUGUUAACAACAAUGCAGAAUAUUCUUCAAAAUCUUAUUUUGUCUAAGACGAAUAUUAAAAACAAAUCUAUAACAAUGUUUCCAAAAGCUAUUCAUCGUCCAGCUAGUAUUUGUCUUUCAUGCAAACCUUAUCCACUUCAGUUUGGUAAUUUCUGGAUUGCUCGUAAUAUUCCACAUGAAUUUCUAAAGAAAUGUCUUGUUUGUUCAUGUCCUAUUGAACAACAUAUUGCAAUACAUUAUGUACUCAAUUCUGAAUAUUCGAAUAAAUCUGUGAGUAAUCAUCCAGAAGAAAUGAUUAAUAUGGUUAAUCAACUUUGUACUAUUGGUGCUGAAUUCGAUUACUUCUUAGUUCAUAUUACUCAUUCAUCAAAAAAUGAUCUAUUUUUGCCUGGUUUUCUACGAAUGAUAGAUGAAGAAAAUAAACUUUGUCAAAGUCAAAAACCAAAUCAUCUAAAUUCGCAAUUAAUCAAAGAACUCACACGACUUAAGAAUCAAUAUGAAAAUCGAAUUGAAGAGUUUAAAUCGAAUCAACAAUUGAUUGAUCUGUUAAUUAUCAAUGAACAUAUCACAACUAUCCGUAAAUAUCCUCUGAUACAAGUGCAACUAGACAUUAUGAAACAAACACAAAAAAUGAUGACAGAGCCAUAUGAAGUAUCACAAGACUAA